CUCGCUGCCUAUAUACAAGUUUCGUUUUGGACUUUGGCAGCUGGCCGACAGAUUAAAAAAAAUUCGGCAAAAAUUUUUUCAUGCUAUUCUACGACAGGAAAUAGGCUGGUUUGACAUGCAAUGACACCACUGAACUCAACACACGGCUAACAGAUGACAUCUCCAGAAUCAGUGAAGGAAUUGGUGACAAGGUUGGAAUGUUCUUUCAAGCAGUAGCCACGUUUUUUGCAGGAUUCAUAGUGGGCUUCAUCAGAGGCUGGAAGCUCACCCUUGUGAUAAUGGCCAUCAGCCCCAUCCUGGGGCUCUCUGCAGCUGUUUGGGCAAAGAUACUGUCAGCCUUCAGUGACAAAGAACUAGCUGCCUAUGCAAAAGCAGGUGCCGUGGCAGAGGAGGCUCUGGGCGCCAUCAGGACCGUGAUAGCUUUCGGGGGCCAGAACAAAGAGCUGGAAAGGUAUCAGAAACAUUUGGAAAAUGCCAAAAAGAUUGGAAUUAAGAAAGCCAUUUCAGCAAACAUUUCCUAUGGGCAUUGCCUCCUGUUGAUCUAUGCCUCAUACGCACUAGCCUUCUGGUAUGGAUCUACUCUAGUUAUAUCCAAAGAAUACACCAUUGGAAAUGCAAUGACAGUGAGUAUCUUUCCUACUGUUUAUGAAGAAUCUGAAAUAUGA
Molecule: messenger RNA, 665 nt
Organism: Oryctolagus cuniculus (rabbit)
Lineage: Eukaryota; Metazoa; Chordata; Mammalia; Lagomorpha; Leporidae
Source: RefSeq, a predicted model, not a curated record